Messenger RNA from Prionailurus viverrinus (fishing cat), 2178 nucleotides. It is a transcript of the gene GJA10, whose product is annotated as gap junction protein alpha 10. The transcript has 3 exons. NCBI's taxonomy places the organism in Eukaryota, Metazoa, Chordata, Mammalia, Carnivora, Felidae. The coding region runs from base 48 to 1520 and encodes 490 amino acids. Gene Ontology annotation, cellular component: connexin complex. The record is from RefSeq and is a predicted model, not a curated record. Gene Ontology annotation, biological process: cell communication.
UAUUAACUUCAGUACUUUCUGUAUGUUUCAGACAUUAAUCUCUUACCAUGGGGGAUUGGAAUUUACUGGGUGACAUCCUAGAGGAAGUUCACUCCCACUCAACUAUAGUGGGGAAAAUCUGGCUGACCAUUCUCUUCAUUUUCCGAAUGCUGGUACUGGGUGUGGCUGCUGAAGAUGUCUGGGAUGAUGAACAGUCAGCAUUUGCCUGCAACACCCAGCAGCCAGGUUGCAACAAUAUCUGUUAUGAUGAUGCUUUCCCUAUCUCUUUGAUCAGGUUCUGGGUUUUACAGAUAAUCUUUGUGUCUUCUCCUUCUCUGGUGUAUAUGGGCCAUGCACUUUAUAGACUCAGGGCCUUUGAAAAGGAGAGGCAGAGGAAAAAGUCACACCUUAGAGUCCGGAUGGAGAAUCCAGAGCUUGAAUUGGAGGAGCAACAAAGGAUAGAUAGAGAGCUGAAGAGAUUGGAGGAGAAGAGAAUCCAUAAAGUCCCUCUGAAAGGAUGUCUGCUGCGUACUUAUGUCUUACACAUCUUAACGAGAUCCGUGCUAGAAGUAGGGUUCAUGAUAGGCCAGUAUGUUCUCUAUGGGUUUCAAAUGCACCCCCUUUACAAAUGCACUCAAUCUCCUUGCCCUAAUGCAGUGGAUUGCUUUGUAUCCAGGCCCACAGAGAAGACAAUUUUCAUGCUCUUUAUGCACAGCAUUGCAGCCAUCUCUUUGUUCCUUAAUGUACUGGAAAUAUCUCAUCUGGGAAUCAGGAAAAUCAUGAGGGCACUUUAUGAGAAAUCCAGCAAUGAGGACAUUGAGGAUGAAAGUGGCACUCCAUUCCAUUUGAAAAAAUAUUCGGUGGCCCAGCCUUGUAUGAUUUGCUCUCCCUUGCCUAAAAGAAUCUCUUUACUUCAAGCCAACAAUCAACAGCAAGUCUUUCAAGUCAAUGUGCUGAAGUCUAAAACCACAUGUGAAAGCCUACAGCCCAGGCAACUUGAAUUAGACCCUUGCUGUAUUAAAAAAGAGUGGACUGAGAAGGAUCAGCACAGCGGACAGCUCCAUGUCCACAGCCCAUGUCCCUGGGAUGACAGUGCUCGAAUUCAGCACCAGGGACAGCAACCAGGCCAUUCAUUUGGCCUAGAAAAUGUAAAGUCCCAGUCCUGGCUAGGUACAGAGAUGGCUCCUAGACAUUGCCCAUCCUAUGCAAUAGGAACCUGGGAGCAGUCCCAGGAUCUACGACCCUCAGGAGAGCCUCUUACAGAGUUGCACAGUCACUGUAGAGACAGCGAUGGCAGCAUGAGAGAGAGUGGGGUCUGGACAGACAGAUCUCACCUGGAUAGUCGCAAGGCCAGCUUUCUGUCCAGAUUGCUGUCUGAAAAGGGACAGUUGCACAGUGACUCAAGAAGCCUCAGUUCUCAGAACAGCUCUUGCUUGGAUCUUCUGCACCGGGAAAAUAGUCCCUCGCUUCUGCCUUCUGCCACUGGGUAUAGAACAUCAAUGAACAUGCUUCUAGAACUUUCAUCUAUUAUGAAAAAAUAAUUCAUGCUUGGGGCCAGAAAAAUGGACCAAGGACCAACCAGCAUCUGCAGGAGAAAAGUUGCACCUUUGUUAGCUCAAACUGCAAGAAGAAUUGUGGGAACCAUCCCCUCCACAGAGACACCUGCCAGGCGAUGGAAGUGGAAAUGAGGCGUGGAGAUAUGAAGAGGCAUGAUCUGUUCCACAGUGAGUUGGUAGAAGAGCCAGUGAAGACCAGGUGGAUGAAAAUGAUGCUGGGGCCAAGUCCAAGUGGGUGCCAUUAAGGGGCAUACCAUAUUCCAGGUGCUUAAGACACAUUAUCUAUACCUGUUUUAUCUACAACUGUGCAAAGUUAUUGUUUGCCCCCAUUUUAUAAACCAGAGAAGGCUCAAAGAGACUAAGUAACUUGCCCCACAGCUAAAGGUCACACAGCUAAAGUGCAUGCAGUGCAGCUGAAUUGAAACCCAGAUCCAGGUCCAGCUGUUCCGAGGCCUGGACUCCUUCCAGGAAGCUGUGAAGUCGUGUUCUCUCUCUUGUCCAUAACAAUCAGCAGCCCCCGGGCAAUGAUUUAUUUGCACAUCCGUCUGACCAACUAACCUGUGAAAGCUACAAGGAUAAGGCCUGUGCAUUUUAAGUCUCGGAUGCCCAGCAUGCAGCGUAGUGUUGGUUGAAUGAAUGUAUG